Messenger RNA from Lolium perenne, 918 nucleotides. Its product is annotated as transcription factor ILI3. Gene Ontology annotation, biological process: regulation of DNA-templated transcription; regulation of growth. The record is from RefSeq and is a predicted model, not a curated record. Gene Ontology annotation, molecular function: protein dimerization activity. Lineage: Eukaryota; Viridiplantae; Streptophyta; Magnoliopsida; Poales; Poaceae.
CCGAUUGCGGUACCUCCUGGUUCUCUCUGCUUUGUUCUCUUCUCUCACUGAGCAGCUCAGUCACAAACGCCACGCUUCGUCGGCGAUUCACCAGCAGAGGUUUAAGGGUUCACACAUACAAACGCAAGCUAGGAAGGCAACUGGUAGCUAGCUAUCUGCACCUCGGAGAGAGAUGUCGAGCCGCCGUGGCAGGAUCACCGACGAGGAGAUCAACGAGCUCAUCUCCAAGCUGCAGGCUCUCCUCCCGGAGUCCUCCCGCCGCCGGACCGCGAGCCGGUCGUCGGCGUCGAAGCUGCUGAAGGAGACGUGCGGCUACAUCAAAAGCCUGCACCAGGAGGUGGACGACCUCUCCGACCGGCUGUCGGAGCUCAUGUCCACGCUCGACGACGCCAGCCCCCAGGCCGAGAUCAUCCGGAGCCUCCUCCGCUAGCUGAUUUAGUAUAUCCUACAUUGCCAGUAGCUACCAUAACUAUAUAUAUUAGCUUCAAUUCAUCGACUGGUAAUGGAGAUGAGGAGACAAGAGAAGAGAAGAUGACAAUCCCUCCAAAAAAAGCGAAGAGAAGAUGAUAAGAGAGGCAUAGCAUUUUUUUAGCGCUUCUUGUUUCUUUUCCUUCCGGAUCCCCGUCUCCUGGUUUGUGUGUGUUUGUUUCUGAGGUAGUCACGGGCCCUCAUUUAGUAGAAGGGCAUUGGCUUUCAGUAUAUGUUUCAUAUUUGCGACAAGGCUGGUACUCCACUUAGUAGAGGUUGAUAUACAGUAGGAGUAUAUGAUACUUCUGUUGAUCAACCGAGUGCACUACUAGCUACUCCUAUAUGUAUUUGUAGUUCCUAGUUCUAAGUGGUGUAUGUGCUGUUGUAGGCAUUGUAGCUGCUCUUAGAUUGAGAUAUAUCCUCCCCACAAGCUAGAGGUGUUGUUUUACA